Molecule: messenger RNA, 1279 nt
Organism: Paramecium octaurelia
Lineage: Eukaryota; Ciliophora; Oligohymenophorea; Peniculida; Parameciidae
Source: the annotation of a GenBank genome assembly
AUGAAUCAAGAAUACUUUGAAAAUAGACAACAAGCCCUCUGCCUCAAAUACCAACCUACGAGCGCCAGCAAUUAUCGCUAUCAAGCCCUCUGGCAACCACAAAACGAAAAUCUCAGCAACACCUUAAUGUUGGCCCAGAGAAUCUUCAGAGAGUAUAAGUAAAGUAUUUAAUGGAUCUAUUGAACCCGUAGAUAAGUUUUAAGUCCGAAAAGUCUCAGUCAUUCAACCUCAACAACAAGAUAAGGAACCUGAACAAAAAAAGCAGAAAACAACCAUCAUGGACUCCAAAAGAUUUCACAUGUACAGCAACCCCAAAAAUACCAAAGUCAAACUCCUAAACUCCACAGCGAACAACUCCUUCUAUUCCAAAAAGAGUUCGGAAAAAUAUUAAUAAUCCCCCAUCAAACCCAAGACUGCAAUCUCCAGAGCUAAACGAAUAUUGCCCUAACAAAUCUCCAUUACACCAAUAGAGAGUGCCACUCCAUUAGUGUCUGCACAGAGUUGGUGUGUUAUUAAUGGAAAGAAUGGCCAAUUGAUGGGGGGCUACAAUCAAUAUAAAAGCAGACAAAUGGCUUCAAUCACCAAAAUCAUGACAUGUUGGCUAGCACUGAAACUCACUCAGCAAUUUCAUUUGGACCUUGAUAACACCUAUUUCACAGUGCCAGAAAAAGUAGUUCAUAGCUUAAAUAUAGGCAGAAAGGAUUGGAGGCACAACAGCUCAACUCUAAACUGGUGAUAAACUCAGCAUAAGAGAUCUGCUCUAUGGGUUGAUGUUACCAUCUGGUAACGAUGCAGCAGUCUCCAUACAACAUAACUUCGAACUUUACAAAGGUUGCGACUUUAUAUAACAAAUGAAUCAAAACGCCUAAGACAUCGGGAUGGAGUUGACAUCCUAUGCCAAUCCUCAUGGUAUUACUUAUGUAACUAAAAAGGUUUGUAUCACGAAGCCAACUACUCAUCUGCUUAUGAUAUUGGCAUCCUCACCUAUAAUGCCAUGUAAAAUCUACAGUUCGCCAGUAUUGUCAAGACCAAAAUCUACUUUAGUGAAAUUGAAGACAAAUUUGGAGAGUCAAAGGAAAUCUUUUGGGAAAACACUAAUAAAAUGUUAUACCAAGGAUUUAGGGGUGUUAAGACAGGCAUAACAAAAGAGGCAGGGCCAUGCGUUGUAGAGUAUUUUGAGGAUACCGAGAACUCGUACAUAAUUGUACUGUUAAAUUGUAGAUCAGUAGAUCACAGAUGGCAGGAUGCUAUCAAAUUAUUAGAUUGGAUUAGAUAAUGA